This is a messenger RNA of Sabethes cyaneus, 753 nucleotides long. RefSeq lists its product as uncharacterized. The record is from RefSeq and is a predicted model, not a curated record. The transcript is spliced from 3 exons. Gene Ontology annotation, molecular function: protein dimerization activity; RNA polymerase II cis-regulatory region sequence-specific DNA binding; DNA-binding transcription factor activity, RNA polymerase II-specific. The coding region runs from base 1 to 753 and encodes 250 amino acids. Gene Ontology annotation, biological process: regulation of transcription by RNA polymerase II. NCBI's taxonomy places the organism in Eukaryota, Metazoa, Arthropoda, Insecta, Diptera, Culicidae.
AUGGCCGGAACAAAGGCUGGUCGGGACAAAAGCUGUCCGAUGGCAAUGGCUGAUACUUGUCGGGCCAAAGACUUCCCUCACCAGAACGCCGUUACAAAGCCGCCGAUACAACCUUCCGGUUUAAACGUUGCCUUCGACUCACCGGCAACGGUGACGGCUCGGCUGUCGCACACUUUGUCAAACUUGAACUUGAAAAGGUCACCUCCGAUCGGCAACGGGUUGUCUAGGUGUUUGCAAAAGGAAAGGGCAAGCGGGGGCAAACGUUCACAAAGCCAUUCUACUCGUGAUCGUGGAGUCUUUAGAAACUUUAGAUCUAGCGAUCAACCGAACGAUCAACCGAACGAUCAAGCCAACGAGCCAAGUGCAGUGCAACGCGAUGACCGGCGGCGGGCGAACCACAACGAAAUCGAGCGGAGGCGGCGGGACAAAAUCAACAACUGGAUCCACGAGCUGAACAAGAUCAUCCCUGCGGAGCACAUGAACAGCCCGUCGCAGGACCCGCAGGCGAACAAGCAGAACGGCGGCACCGGUGAUAACCUGUCGAAGGGCGGCAUCCUGGCGAAGGCGUGCGAGUACAUUACCCGGCUGAAAGACACCAGCGACAAGCUGACCGAGUGCCUUGCCGAGAAGGAUCAGAUCCUGCUGGAGAACCUGCAGCUGAAGGAAAGCAUCAACCAGCUGCUGGCGGAGAACAAACGGUUACAGUCGGAGCUGCAGUUUGCCCUCGCCACCAACGUCAAAAUCGAGUCGUAG